AUCACGUUAAUGAGUCCAGGCUGAAAGUGGAUGACCCUAGAAUCAGGAGGAACUCCAUCCCUCCAGCUCAGGCUCCCACGGCAAAACACAUGCUAGCCUAUCUGCCCAGGCCACCAACAGACACCCACAAAUACGGAACAUUCCCUCAAAAGCCUGAAACAAUGGUUAUGUCCACGACUUCCUGCGAAGAUUAUCAUCAAAAACCAGAGUUCCCUCAACCUAAGAAAGGCAGCAUUAUCUCAAACUUUAUUCCACUGUCUUACACCAACAGUACUAAGGAACCCCGCCAUAGGAGAUUCAGUGCUGUAGAACAAACAGACAGUGGUGCUGUUCCUCCAGUAGCCAAGCAUAGGCCUAGUGUGACUAUUAAUACAGAGGACUUACCUCGAUAUCAACGAGCUGCCAAGCCAGAAACACCUCUAAGGGGAUCCUUUUCAAAGUGGCAUUCUAAACAUGCCCUAAGUGUUCCAAAUAUCCCAAUGAGAAGUAAAACCCCUACCCGUAGUGUUGUUUCUGCUCCAGUCAGCACAAAAUCACACAGGAUGCGAUGUAAGCUCAUGUAUGAUGACCGUCAGCUCUUUAACCUUACUAAUCGACAGACACGCCAGAGAUAUGUCACCAAGGAUGGCAAGUGUAGGGUUAACCUUGGACGUAUUCACGAGAAGAAGAGGUUUUUGUCAGACAUUUUCACCACUAUUGUGGAUCUAAAGUAUCGUUGGUUCAUAUUUGUAUUCAUGUUAUGUUACAUGCUCACCUGGGUUGGAUUUGGGGUUAUUUAUUUUGUGGAUGCCUUGAUAAGAGAUGACGUAAAUCACGUGGGGGAUCCUGAGUGGAAGCCUUGUAUUGACAAUGUUGACUCCUUCCUUUCUGCCUUACUCUUCUCUGUAGAAAGUCAAAGGACAAUUGGUUAUGGCACCAGGAUGGUAACUGCCGAUUGCCCAGAGGGUGUUAUUUUGCUCAUGGCUCAGUCAAUUAUAGGUUCAGUCAUUGACGCGCUCAUGGUUGGCUGCAUGUUUGUCAAAAUUUCUCGGCCUAAAAAAAGAGCCGAGACACUGAUUUUCAGCAAGAAAUGUGUGGUGUCCCAUCGGGAUGAAAAGCUUUGCUUGAUGUUCAGAAUUGGAGAUUUAAGAGACAGUCAUAUGGUAGAUGCCAAGAUAAGAGCUAAACUCAUCAAAUCUAGACAGACAAAGGAAGGGGAGUUUAUUCCACUGGAGCAAUCUGAAAUUAACCUUGGUUAUGAUACUGGAGAGGACCGGCUUUUCCUGGUGGAACCUCAGAUCAUCUGUCAUUUCAUCAACGAUCACAGCCCAUUCUGGGAGAUGUCUGCCGAGUCACUGAAGCGGGAGCAGUUCGAAAUUAUUGUAAUCCUUGAGGGCAUUGUUGAAGCCACAGGUAUGACGUGUCAAGCUAAGACUUCCUACACGGAGGAUGAGAUUUUGUGGGGUCACAGAUUCGAGCCUUGCAUGACUCUGGAGAAAGGAGCAUUCCGCGUUGACUACAGCCACUUUGAUAAGACAUUUGAUGUCCAAACACCAUGGGGCAGUGCUAAGGAUAUGCAUGAACUCAAGGAAAAUGAACAGAAUGACAGGUCUACCCUCAGCCUCUAUUGGGACAAUAUGUUCCAGACCCCUAUUCCCGAGGAUGCAAAUAUAGUAUUUGGGAACGAUUCACUGGAGAAUCAAGACAGAAUAGACUUUCCCAGCAUUGCUGAAGGAAACCAAGAAUCUGACAGCAAUGAUCUUGAUGUCUGAUAGAACACUCCUUAGUUGCCAAUGUUUAACUACUGAUGGCAGGGAGACUUUAUAAAUAACCGUGUUUCUAUAGUAAGAAAAGUCCAUAUCCUCUAAUGAAAAUGUAACUAACAGGCCCUAAAAAUUGUCUGUUAUUAUUCUCUCAUUCCAAGUGUCUUUUACAUGGGUAAGUGAACUCAUUGUGUAACAAGGUCAUGGUCCCUUAAUAUCCUCUUAUUCAUUUCUGUGUCUCAAUUUUUACAGUUAUGCCUUUUUUAAGUCAUGUCUGCCAUUGGGUGUCCGAUACUCUUGCACAGAUUCUUAAAGUAUGUCUUACAGCAGAACAAAUUUCUCAGAGGCAAUACUUUCACAACUUCAGGGAUACGGCAGCAAUUCUAGCUCAAAGUUUUGCUUCUUUUCCCCACAAGGUAAUCUAAAGAGGUAUUUAGGCAAAAAUGUCACCUACUGUAGCUACAGAAUAGAUGAUAACUGCUAGAUUGAAAAGGGCUCAACUGCUGAUACCCCACCGAUCAUUGGAAUGGGAGUCUUGGUUGCUUUAGUCAUUGACAGAACACAUAUUUGACCACUUCUCAAUUCAAUUCAUUGUCACUGUUGUCUUGCGUCGAGGGGAGGAUGAACCAGGGUACCGUUCCAAAGAUCUGUGGAGUUUCCAUUGGUGACACUCCUACCAAUCUAACAUUUAUGACCUAGCUAAAGAACUAUUGAUGUUUUGACUGGAAUACCACUUUAGUUUUCUUUUCUGACAGUUUUUGUAUUAUCUAACAGGCUUUAAGUUAUAUGAACAGAAGAAUAUAC
Messenger RNA from Hyla sarda, 2546 nucleotides. RefSeq names its product G protein-activated inward rectifier potassium channel 4-like. Lineage: Eukaryota; Metazoa; Chordata; Amphibia; Anura; Hylidae. The coding region runs from base 90 to 1751 and encodes 553 amino acids. The record is from RefSeq and is a predicted model, not a curated record. The transcript is spliced from 3 exons. Gene Ontology annotation, biological process: regulation of monoatomic ion transmembrane transport; potassium ion import across plasma membrane. Gene Ontology annotation, molecular function: inward rectifier potassium channel activity. Gene Ontology annotation, cellular component: plasma membrane.